Dromaius novaehollandiae (emu) is the source of this 1380-nucleotide messenger RNA. RefSeq names its product mitochondrial ribosomal protein S9 (gene MRPS9). Gene Ontology annotation, cellular component: ribosome; mitochondrial small ribosomal subunit. The record is from RefSeq and is a predicted model, not a curated record. Gene Ontology annotation, biological process: translation. The transcript is spliced from 11 exons. Gene Ontology annotation, molecular function: RNA binding; structural constituent of ribosome. NCBI's taxonomy places the organism in Eukaryota, Metazoa, Chordata, Aves, Casuariiformes, Dromaiidae. Bases 115 to 1266 code for a protein of 383 amino acids.
CAGGCCCCGCCCCCUCUGCCCCACCCGCCAAUCGGCGGCGCCCGGGCACGCUGCGGCCGGCCGGUGCGCUGCGCCGCGCCCUCCCCGCGGCGGUCGGCGUGGGGUGCCGCGGGCAUGGCGGUGGCAGCCGUUGGGCGCGUGCUGCGCCUGGGCGGCCGUUGGAGCGUGGCGGCGCGGGACGGGCCGCGCGCGCAGACAUUAAGGGUAAUCUAUACCACUGCAGUAGUGCAGAGGAAAAAUGUAGCAGCCUCAGGACCUGAAAAGUACACGGAAGCAUUUAUUAAAAAACAGAUUGAAGAGUUCAACCUAGGAAAGAGACAUUUAGCCAACAUGAUGGGAGAAGAUCCAGAAACUUUUACCCAAGAGGAUAUUGAUAAAGCUAUUGCCUAUCUCUUUCCUUCUGGCUUAUUUGACGAACGAGCCAGGCCCAUGAUGAAGCAUCCCACUGAAAUUUUUCCAGAGAAGAGGAAAAUCCAGUGGGGAGAAGAUGGUCGACCAUUUCACUUUCUCUUUUAUACUGGCAAGCAGUCAUAUUAUUCAUUAAUGCAUGAAACAUAUGGAAUGUUGCUAAAUGCUCAGAAAUACCAAGACCAAAUGACAGCUCAAGGCUUUCCUCCUGAGAAAGAAAAAAAAAACCUGCCUGGCAGCAGAUGGCUGACUAAGGUGGAAUUGGAAGAAAUGUUGUUAGAAAAACUGUCAGAUCAUGAUUAUUCAAGAUUUAUUCAACUGCUACAAAAAUUGGUGACAUUGCCAUAUGGUAAUGUUGAGGAGAAGUAUAUGCAAAAGUUUUCCAAAGAAAUUGCUAUGCAAUUACAAAAAGUGGUUAUUGAACCCUUGAAGUAUGAUGAGCAAGGAGUGGCCUUCAGCACUGGUGAAGGUCAAAGAAAAACUGCAAGAGCUACUGCAGUAGUUUAUGACAAUGGAAGUGGAAAAAUUACAGUGAAUGGAGUGGAUGUUUUACAUUACUUUCCAGUGCUGCAGGACAGAGAACAGUUGUUGUUCCCUUUCCAGUUUCUUGAUAGAAUUGGAAAACAUGAUAUGAUCUGUACAGUCUCUGGUGGAGGAAGAUCUUCACAGGCUGGAGCAAUACGUUUAGCCUCAGCAAAAGCCUUGAGGAGUUUUGUGACUGAAAAGGAGGUGGAAUUCAUGAGGCAAGUUUUUCUGUGUUCUGUAGCUGGACUACUAACAACUGACCCACGUUUGAAGGAACGAAAAAAGCCUGGUCAGGAGGGAGCCAGACGGAAGUUCACCUGGAAAAAGCGUUAAGUCUGAGUAGAUUAAAGAAAUGCAGAAUGCUACAAGAAUUGCAGAACAUACCUAACUGUGGUUUAAAAUUGUUAUAUAAAUAUAUUUAGUAAUAAAUAUCUUUUUGCAUUAUGA